ACAGCUUAUGUUGGCUCGUGUGGUUGCUGUAGCGGUGGUCCAUUGAAUUAUAGCAGUUCCUAUAGAUAUCUUAUUCGCAGUCAAUUUAGACCCUCCCGAAGGCUGUACAACUGAAAGAAACAUGGCAUCUGGAGAACCCAAAUCGAAGAGACUCCGACUUUCCACGAGGGGUGGGAACGAAGAGAAGGCAGUCUCAGAGAAGAGCCCAGCAAGGAAAAGCCUAGCCCGAAAGAGCAAAGGGAAAAAUAGUCCAGCUAAACUCAGUGCUAACUGUCUGUUUGGGAUGGGGAACCCUCUACUGGACAUCGUAUCUGUGGUGGACAAGGACCUCCUAGAUAAGUAUGGACUCAAGGCCAAUGACCAGAUCCUGGCAGAGGACAAACACAAAGAACUGUUUGAAGAGAUUGUGAAAAAGUUCAAAGUGGAGUACCAUGCUGGAGGAGCGACCCAGAACUCUAUAAAGAUUGCACAGUGGAUGAUCCAGGAGCCCCACAAGGUGUGCACGUUCUUUGGCUGCAUCGGGAAGGAUCGCUUCGGGGAGAUCUUGAAGGAGAAGGCAGAGGAGGUCCACAUCGACGCCCACUACUAUGAGCAGGAGGAGGAGCCUACCGGAACCUGCGCCGUCUGCGUCACUGGGGACAACAGGUCUCUGGUUGCUAACCUGGCUGCUGCCAACUGUUACAAGAAAGACAAGCAUCUAGACCUGGAGGAGAACUGGAAGCUGAUAGAGAAGGCCAGGGUUUAUUACAUUGCUGGGUUCUUUCUGACUGUGUCAGUGGAGUCCAUACUGAAGGUGGCCAAACAUGCAUCAGAAAACAACAAGCUGUUCAGCCUCAACCUCUCCGCCCCCUUCAUCAGCCAGUUCUUCAAAGACGCUCUGAUGCAGGUCAUGCCGUACGUGGAUGUGCUCUUUGGCAACGAGACGGAGGCGGCUACCUUUGCUGAUGAGCAGGGCUUUGAAACCAAGGACAUCAAAGAGAUCACCAAGAAGACCCAGGCUCUGCCCAAAGUCAACCAAAAGAGACCGAGGGUUGUUGUCUUCACCCAGGGCAAGGAAGGAACAAUCAUGUGCAAUGGUGACGAGGUGAAGGAUUUUCCUGUGCUGAAGAUUGAUCAGAAGGACAUCGUGGACACUAAUGGAGCUGGAGAUGCCUUCGUUGGAGGCUUCCUGUCAGAGUUGGUCCAGGAAAAGUCUCUGGAUCAGUGUGUGAAAGCGGGUCACUAUGCCGCCAACGUCAUCAUCAGACGAGCUGGAUGCACCUUCCCUGACAAACCUGACUUCCACUGAAAAUCCCCCCCUGUCAACCUUCUUCACAUGACCCAAACUCCCCCAACCUCUCCUCCACUGCCCCUAGCUCAGACGAUCUCCUGCAAUUAUUUCUACCCCUCAAAUUAACCAAAUCUCCUACACUUUUCUUUGCCAACUGACCCAUCCGGACCCUUACAUUUUUUCUAUCCAUCCAUCUUCCAUGUGUCAACCUGCAUGCUCACUUGUAUGGCUGUUAUGGUAGUCUUCCACUGGGGGGUGAUCUAAGGCCAAGCAGGUCACAGACUCUGAACUGAGAGAGUGCUAACAGUUUAGGGUAAACCUGGCUUAAGGGUGCUAUUGAUGUUCUAAAGUUCUAUUUAAGUACAGCUAUUUCAUGUGACAUUUGGUGCCAACCUGGUACAUUGUUUGCCUCGGUGUGUAUGUUUGUGUCUCAAACUGAUUUUAUGCAUUCACAAUUAAGCUUUACUGCCCAAUAACCCCCCACCCCCCCACACACACACACAUAGCUCUGGUUUUCCCUGGCCAAGCUAAAAGAGGAUUUAACUAAAUGAGAGUAUAAUACGGAACAUGAGACGAAUAGAGUGCAAUGUCUGGGUUUUUAUAAGAGUACUGCAUUAGAAUGUGUAGUACCAUUUACAUUUUCAUCAGUUUUUAUAUGUUUUUCAUUUAGCAGACACCUUUUAAAGUUUCAUUCAUUGAUUGAUUGAUUAAUUGAGUUAUAUUAAGUAGACAGCUUCUUGAAGCAAAUAUACGUUUUAACAGGCCAGUGCUGCUGUAAAACCAAAUAGAUCCCUUAAAAAUGCACACUUUUCUAAAUGUUUCAAGGCCUUUGUUGUAUGAAAUGUGUUUUGAUCAUGAUAAGAUUUAUUUCCUAAUGAGCACAUUGAUCUUUGUAAGAAUGUUUUGGCAUAAAAACAUAGAAAAAAUAUUACAAUCUUAACUCAAACAAAGCUAACUGCUGUUGUGAGGGGAAAACAGUGUUCUAACAGGUGUGUACUCCCAUCCAUGUGCCUUCUGUUCUACGUUGUAUGUUAAGGGAUGGUUCUCCACACACAAUUUUCCCAGAAAUCUAGAGACCAGAUCCAGAUGUGUUAUCUUCUGCUUUUGGUACUGUGUGCAGGUGCUGGGAUGUGAGAAGGAGAUAAGAAGUUGCUUUCUUCUUCUGUGUGUUUGUGCUCAUGUACAGUAGAAGUUCUGUGUCUGUGAAGCCUCAAAAACCUCUGACGAUAAAAAAAAACUGACGAUCUUAAA
Molecule: messenger RNA, 2521 nt
Organism: Hypomesus transpacificus
Lineage: Eukaryota; Metazoa; Chordata; Actinopteri; Osmeriformes; Osmeridae
Product: adenosine kinase-like
Exons: 11
Coding region: 122-1288 (388 amino acids)
Biological process (GO): purine ribonucleoside salvage
Cellular component (GO): cytosol; nucleus
Molecular function (GO): adenosine kinase activity
Source: RefSeq, a predicted model, not a curated record